AUGAUGUCUAGAAGUCAGUCAAGUCUGGGAUACUUGGACGCUGCCCAGGAUCCCUCGGCGCAAGGUAUUUCCCCGUCAUUCCAGCAGCAGUCCUCAUCAGGCCCGAUCAACCUGUCUGGUCUGGUGUGCAAUGUGCGCCGAACCACUGGCAAGGAGCCUCACCCCCUGGUCGGCGCGACCACAACUAUUUUGGGUGACAAACUAUACGUUUUUGGAGGCCGGAUUCUCUCACGCAGUCGCCCGCAAUUAACAUCGGAUCUCUACGAACUCGACCUCAUCCGGCGGCACUGGACUAAGAUCGAGGCGACCGGGGAUGUCCCUCCACCGCGGUAUUUCCAUAGUGUAUGCGCCUUGGGUGACAAUAAACUCGUUUGCUAUGGAGGCAUGUCGCCUGCGCCGACCACGCCCAAGGACCCGUCGAAUCCUGCUGCCUCGGGCUCAGAAUCUCAGUCCCAGUCCGAGGUGGUCGUCAUGUCGGACAUUCAUAUCUUCGACGUCCCUACACGGGAAUGGACCCGGGUCGCGGCUCACGAAUCGCCCCAAGGACGAUAUGCACACUGCGCUACAAUCCUUCCCUCUAGUGCCUCGUUUACCUCGGCCAGUGCGCCGUUGUCGGCCAUCCACCAUAAUCCAGAGUCGACCACGCCGCACCAAGGCUCCAUUGGGGUCGAUAUCGAUGGUUUCGGCGGAGCAGAGAUGGUAGUUGUCGGUGGCCAAGACAGUUCCAACCAUUAUAUUGAGCAGAUCAGCGUGUUUAAUCUUCGCAGUCUCAAGUGGACCAACACCAGUCCCCUGGGACGCAGCUGUGGCGCAUAUCGCAGCGUGGUUGCGCCCUUGGUCGGCAUGGACGUCUCCGAAGUAGGCUCAGCCGCACCCGACCGUGAGACUCACGAGCCGAUCGAGGAAACGGAGUCGCCCGGCUGUCCUAUGCUGAUCUACUCCAAUUAUAACUUCUUGGAUGUUAAACUGGAGCUGCAGGUGCGCCUGCCGGACGGGCGCCUUGUUGAGCGACCAAUGCAGAGCCAAGCAUCUCCCCCCGGGCUGCGUUUCCCCAAUGGUGGCAUUAUCAACGGCCAUUUUGUGGUUAGCGGUACUUACCUGACUUCAUCGAAGCAGGAGUAUGCACUUUGGGCUCUGGAUCUUAAGACCCUGACCUGGGGACGUAUUGAUGCUGGCGGGUCCGUCUUUGGCCAUGGUAGCUGGAAUCGCGGUAUUCUCUGGCCGCGUCGCAGUGCCUUUGUCAUUCUUGGGCAUCGCAAGCGAAGCCUGGUUGAUGACUAUAACCACCGACGCAUCAACUUUUCGCACAUUUGCUUGGUUGAACUUGAGGCCUUUGGGCUCUAUAACAACCCAUCACGGACCGCCUCUACGUCAGGAUAUAAAUCAUACAGCUCUCCCUCCGUUCCUGCAUCUUUACAGCAAAAGCUUUCUCAAUUGACGACCAGUGGCCGGCCUCUGUCCGCAGCGUCAGAUGAAUUAGGCAAGCUGGCCCUGUCAUUGCACGAAAUGUCAGACAUGGAGCUACAGGCUGUGGGUGGAGAACGAAUUCCGGUCAACUCCCGUGUCCUAGCGCGCCGUUGGGGUCCAUACUUUAUCCAGCUUCUUCGCGAGUCGUCCGAUGGCGGCGCUGCGGACGUUGGCACCCUUCGUCCGGCUCAAAUGCACCCCAGCCGAAAUUCAAGCAUUACCAUUACUCCAUCAGUUGGACAUAACAGCACCUACUCCAAUGCGACGACAUUGGUAAACCCUUCAGUUCCUUCCAAGGCCCUCCUCGAGAACUUGGAGGCUCCCUCUGCCCAUAGCCUCGCGCCAACCUCGCGGCCGCGUGUCCUUUACCUCCCCCACACUAUCCUCACCCUUCAAGUGCUUGUCCAGUACCUCUAUACCUCAGCCCUUCCUCCCCCUGGCUCCUCCCUGUGCACUCCUCAGAUUCUCUGCUCUCUCCUCCAACUUGCGCGCCCAUACCAGAUUGACGGCCUACUGGAAGCGACUGUUGAACGUCUACACCAAGUCCUCGAUGGACGCAACGCCGCAGCUGUCUUCAACGCCGCCGCCAUGGCCGCAGGCGGAGGUCGCGGCACUGGAUUCACCGGCGGCCUAGGCGGUACCCUGGAAGCUCUGAACGGAGCCAACAGCACCCGCAACGGCACUACCCCCGGCAUGUCGGAAGGCGGCACCAACUCCCAACAGAGCGUACUCCUAGCCUCCGACUCCUCCGACACAGAGCACGGCGGCAUCACCGCCCCAUCAGCCUCUAGCAGCACCAGUGACGUGAACAACCUCACCCGCGGUCUCCCAGCACUACGCAUCGACACAAACUUGUCCCAGUCACGUAACCGGCAACGAGGCCACCGCGAACGCGAAGACUCCAUCAGCAACCCCAGCACGGCGACAUCUGCGUCCAGCGCUAGCUUUGGCCAGUCCGACUCCGAGUUUGUUAGUGACAGCGAGAGCCGGGCGGCGUCACGCGCUCAUCACCGCCGCGACACGGACGCCGAGCUCCGCCCCGAGCGUGAGAUAUGGACUGGCGAUUUGAGCAGUGUUAUUGGUCUGCAGAAGCGUGGACUACGCGGGUUGAUGGAGGGAAGGAGGAUGCGUGAGCGUAGCGCAAAGCCGCCUAGCAUUAGCAGCGGCUCGACAUCUGUGCCUCCGUCGGCGGGCUCAGAUCACCACCUGCCCCUGCAGGGCGUGGCUGGUUGA
This is a messenger RNA of Penicillium subrubescens, 2700 nucleotides long. Its product is annotated as putative regulatory protein Ral2. Lineage: Eukaryota; Fungi; Ascomycota; Eurotiomycetes; Eurotiales; Aspergillaceae. Gene Ontology annotation, biological process: cell redox homeostasis. The transcript has a single exon. Gene Ontology annotation, cellular component: cytosol; mitochondrion. Gene Ontology annotation, molecular function: protein binding. The record is from RefSeq and is a predicted model, not a curated record. Bases 1 to 2700 code for a protein of 899 amino acids.